Molecule: messenger RNA, 5088 nt
Organism: Trematomus bernacchii (emerald rockcod)
Lineage: Eukaryota; Metazoa; Chordata; Actinopteri; Perciformes; Nototheniidae
Gene: cyp1b1
Product: cytochrome P450 1B1
Exons: 3
Coding region: 332-1918 (528 amino acids)
Biological process (GO): progesterone metabolic process; hormone biosynthetic process
Molecular function (GO): steroid 17-alpha-monooxygenase activity; iron ion binding; heme binding
Source: RefSeq, a predicted model, not a curated record
GGAGGUGAUGGGAGGAGGUUGGGGUGACACCCUUUGCAACAAACCUGCCCACAGUAACAAAGCACGGAGGGGCCGUGAUGCUGCGCUGUUUGCGGAUAAAUGACUUCACUGUGCGGCAGGGCUUCACAGCAUGGGCAGGCUGCGGACACACACUCUCCCACACACCGUGGAUGUGCUGCAGACUCAGUCUGUGCUUUGGAUUUUUUUCAGUAUAAUUAGAAAAUAUUCUAAGGUUGAAAAUGUAGUUUCCCCAUUCAGGGAAACACGUUUAAUAUUCUGGAAACAUCCGAUUUUUUUUAGAUGAACCAAGGAUAGAAGCAGGAUCCCAAAUAUGGAUUUGACUUUGGAGGGGAUUAACCCGGCGAAUGCACGAGCCCUGCUGGUGGGGUGUCUAACCCUGCUGUUCUCCCUCCACCUGUGGCGCUGGCUCCGGCAGCGCUCGGCCCCUGGCCCCCCCGGCCCUUUCGCCUGGCCGGUCAUCGGGAACGCUCCGCAGCUCGGCAAAGCCCCGCACCUGUACUUUGCGCGCAUGGCGGAGAAAUACGGCAACGUGUUCCAGAUCAAACUGGGCUCUCGCGCGGUGGUGGUGCUGAACGGGGACUCUAUCAGGCAGGCGCUGGUGAAGCAGGGACUCGACUUUGCUGGAAGACCGGACUUCACCUCCUUCCAGUACAUCUCCAACGGGGACAGCCUGGCGUUCGGCACCAUCACGGACUGGUGGAAGGUGCACCGCAGGGUGGCUCAGUCCACCGUGCGCAUGUUCUCCACGGGGAACCCGGACACCAAAAAGACUUUUGAGCACCACGUCCUGUGCGAGGUCAAAGUGCUGCUGCAGCUGUUUGUGAAGAAGACACAGGAGCUGCAGUACUUCCAGCCCCUGAACAACCUGGUGGUGUGCACGGCCAACAUCAUGAGCGCGGUGUGCUUCGGGAAGAGGUACUCUCACGAUGACGAGGAGUUCCAGCAGGUGGUGGGCAGGAACGACCAGUUCACCCAGACCGUGGGGGCCGGCAGCAUCGUGGACGUGAUGCCCUGGCUGCAGUACUUCCCCAACCCCAUCAAAACCAUGUUUGAUAACUUCAAGGAGCUCAACCUGGAGUUUAACAGGUUCAUCGGAGACAAAGUUAUCGAGCACCGGAAAACCAUCCAGUCGAGCACCAUCAGGGACAUGACGGAUGCCUUUAUUGUGGCGAUGGAGCAGAUAAGCGAAAAAUCAAGGGUCUUAUCCGGCGGGAAGGACUACGUGCCCUCCAGUCUGGGGGAUAUUUUUGGAGCGAGUCAAGACACUUUGUCAACGGCACUGCAGUGGAUCAUCCUCAUUCUGGUCAAGUACCCUGAGAUGCAGGUGCGUCUGCGGCAGGAAGUGGACCGGGUGGUGGACCGCAGCCGGCUGCCCUCCAUCGAGGACCAGCCCCAGCUGCCCUACGUCAUGGCCUUCAUCUACGAGGUGUUGCGCUUCACCAGCUUCGUGCCGCUCACCAUCCCCCACUCCACCACCACGAACACCUCCAUCAUGGGCUACACCAUACCAAAGAACACCGUGGUCUUCAUCAACCAGUGGUCCAUCAACCACGACCCGGAGCUGUGGUCCCACCCGGAGACCUUUGAACCCCAGCGCUUCCUGAAGGAUGGGGUCCUGAAUAAGGACCUGACCAGCAGCGUGCUCAUCUUCUCGCUGGGGAAGAGGCGGUGCAUCGGAGAGGAGCUGGCCAAGAUGCAGCUCUUCCUCUUCACGGCGCUGAUCUCCCACCAGUGCCACAUCACCGUGGACCCCGCCCGGCCCGUCAAACUGGACUACGACUACGGGCUGACUCUGAAGCCCCACGCCUUCUUCAUAGCUGUGACUCUGAGAGAAGAUAUGACUCUGCUGGAGGCCGCCACCAGGCAGGAACCCACGGGCAAGGCUUAUUCAGACUAAAUAAAUUGGUAACACCAUGACACAUGUCUGUUAGGCAUCUUACACAGAGUUCAAAUGUCUUGUAAUCUGCUUAUAGCAUCAGAAUCAGAAUACCUUAUUUACAUGGGGGCAAACAGGGAUUUGCAACAGUUGCUCCAUUUUUGAAUAAAAUAAAAAUAAAAUGAUUUAUACAAACAAGAGACAUUAAAGUAAAAACUUGAGAAUAAAAUGUAAUCAAAAUACUUAUAAAAAUAUAAGAAGUUUAAGUAAAAAUGAGCGAGAAACAGAUACAAAUACAAAAUACAAAUAAAGAUGUAUCAGUACAAAUUCUAACACGAUAAAGCAUUUAAUGAAUAACAAGGAAGACAUACGAUUACACAGUGCUAUAAGCAGAUCAUAACGCAUAAUGUUUCCAAUGCCUUAUAGACAUGGGUGUCAUAGAAAGUGUUACCAAAUAAAUACAAAUGUAAAACAUAUGAAGGCUGAAACACAAAAGACUUAUGAACCAUAGCUCAUGUUUCUGGGCUGAAACCAUAAGCUGAAAUCUCAGGCUUUAUUUUUAUCACUGACUCAUCUAAAGUAUUAUUGUGCCGGGGGGGGGGGGGGGGGAUUCUGAUGGUCUGAUUGGUGUGCAAGGACACAAGGACAGAAGUGUGUACACGCCACAAGCAGCCAUUUACAAUCUGCGUUAGCACUUAGCAAUUAGCAUCUCUGUUUGAUUCGUGGAGGUGGAGGACUGCAGUCAGCUGGAGAUCAGCCUUAAAGACCUCAGACCUGUCAUCACCGCGGUAACAGGAGACAUCAGCUGCCCCGACACACGCUCUGUGACUUUAGUGUGAAAGGAUUGAAUGGCAGAAAUCAUCAUGGUGUUGUCAUACGUUUUUGCUUUCGUAUUAAAAGCAAAUGUGCACCUCAUGUAAAUUUGGCCGACAUCUUAAAGUUCUUCCUCUUUCAAACCAGCUCUGAUUUGAAGGUAAACCAUCGACACUGGAGAUUUCUAACUGACACAUUAUAUGCUACCUAAGAUGAAUGAGUCCUUUAACUUAAAGACAGUACUAACACAGUUUUUCAUAUGCAGUUUUAAAGCUUAGUUACUCAGGAAUAACGCCUUUGAAUUGUCAAUACUAUUUGAAUUAUGAGUGAUCUGAUAUAUUCUGCUGUAGAUGCAAAGUAUACAAAGAUUAAUAUUAGCAGUGUUAUUAUCUUUGUCUUUUUUUUCUUCUAUUUUUGUUACUCACAAAGGUUUUCAUUUAAGUUGUGUAGAACGCUGCUGUAUGGAAAACCCCCGUCAUUUAUUCUCCAUGCAUAAGAUGCCAGUAACCUUCAUGUAAAUCAUCCUCCUGCUGUAUAAAUGACAGUUGGGGCUAAUUAUUAUUAUUAUUAUUAUCCUCUAUUUGCUGCUCAGCAUGAUAGACUACUGCACUGAUUGUAAACGGUGGACACAAGCAUUGUUUUUGGAAAAAUGUCUUUUAUUUUUGAAAUAGCAGACGGAAUUAAGCAAGUGUUAAAGUCCUGACUGUUGUACGCCUUAAAAUAAUAAAAUAAUAUAAAAAAUCACCAAUAAAUCAUAACAAAUCUAUUGAUGGCCAUUUCACUUGCUUACUUCUAGAAGUAAAAGCAUUAUAUUUGUGAAAUGACACCAUAGUUUAGUGAGUGAAAUCAGAAAGCAUUCAUGUUCCCUUUUCUCACAUGGUCAAAUGUUAACUUAAUCAUGCCGGUUUAACAGGAACUAGCCUGGGUGAGGACUGUUGAAAUUAUAUUUUGUACAAUUAAAUAACAACCUUUUUGACAAUUGAUUCAUGUUAAAGUAAUUUUUCAUGUAAAAAUGUCAGGAAAUACUGUUUCAAGCCUCUUUAAAAUAAAGAUUUUCUCUGUCAUAUUGAAGUGAAUAUCUUUGGGUUUAAGACCUGCAAACUACGGUGGCCGGCAGGUGCAAACGCGGAACAAUGGCCAAAAACGCAUACAUAAGCAGGAAACAGCUGCAAAUAAUGAAAUGAAAUACAAACAAAUCCUGAAAACAAAUACAACAAAAAAACGCUGCAUUUACAGAAAAAUGCAAACUAAAUACAACACACAAACCCCGAAAACAAACGCAACAGAAAAACGUAAGUGACAUUUGAACAUUUAAUUGACGCAUUCCAACUAUUUCCGUUUCAACUAUGUUCAAAAAUAUUUGACAGCAAUUAGCCUGCUAAUCAAUAUUAGUCAGUGCUACAGUUCACUGUAAACUUGUAAGGUAAAAAAUGCAACGGCGUCUUGGCAUGUUGCAAGGUCAGGUGGAAACAAAAGGGAAGUGUUUAGGAGAUCCUUUUCCCCGCACAGCGUUUUAUCUCACCCUGCCAGAACAUCCUGUACUCGAUCAGAGAGCGGCUUGCAGCCAGACAACUUUUCAGAGUGCGUGACAAAUUCAGAUAAACGACAGUAGAUGAUUAGAUCGCUCCAUGCUCCAUUUCUCAAAAUUGAACGGUGAAAACUAAGCAGUGCCAGCGAAGUCGUGUGGCAGCGUGCCAAGAAUAAUUUCUAUGAAUCGGAAGCAAAAACCUUUUUUUGCUGAGUUAAGGAGUCGACAGAUCAUCAAACACAAAUGAGCUGACAAUGAGUAAUAUCCCUGAAUAUCACAGUGGCAGAUUGACUCCAGUUAUAAAAACAGACAUUGGCAUCACAGGAAGCAAAAGGACAAAAACACAAAUCUGAUAUUCUCCAAAAUUAUGGAAAUAUAAUGGGGUACGAGCUGACAUGAAACCCUGCUGAGGAAGAUGAAAUAUCACAUGGAAUGGCCCUAAGACGCAUCCUGUGUCACAACAGUUUACACCUGUUAAGACUGCAUUAACCAGAUUAAGGUGAAUCUCUCUGUAAACUUGUAUCCUGCAUCGCCGCCGAUAAAACGUGCGGAUCAUUCCGCCGUCAACUAAGAGUUCAGUCAAUAUCACUAUAAAGUAACUUUGGUGUCCCCAUCAGAAUCACUCAGUCAUCAUGAAAAUGUAGCAGAAUAAUUAAACUCUGAGGUCUUAUUAUAAAUGGCCAAACAUUUACACACAUAUCAGUACAAUGAUAAGUCUCUUGAAAUGUGUUUCCUUCAUUUUAUACCAUAUUUGUUCAUUGGAUGUAGGCCUACGUGAUUUUGGCAUGUCCCACACACUGCUCUGCUAAAUACAGUGUGUGUAAUACGUGAUUAAAUGAUACUACAAUAA